This is a messenger RNA of Mercenaria mercenaria, 1161 nucleotides long. RefSeq lists its product as uncharacterized. Gene Ontology annotation, cellular component: cytoplasm. Gene Ontology annotation, molecular function: guanyl-nucleotide exchange factor activity. The coding region runs from base 472 to 1161 and encodes 229 amino acids. NCBI's taxonomy places the organism in Eukaryota, Metazoa, Mollusca, Bivalvia, Venerida, Veneridae. The transcript has 7 exons. The record is from RefSeq and is a predicted model, not a curated record.
UGUAAUAAGAAAGCCAUUGUUUCGACUUGAUAUUGAAAGGAUCAUACAAAAAAUACAAAAGAGCGACAAAGGGGCUUUUAUUUAACACUUAUGUCUGUCAAUAUAUAGCAGUAUUCUUAAAUAAUGUGUCUUAUGAAUUCUUUAUGAAGGAAGACAGUGCUGUGAUAUGGUGCUAGUUGAUAAGCAUUGUUUGUCAAUAAAAAAUACCUAGUCAUUUUAACGGGUGUAAAAUUUCUCAUUGAAAAUUGUUUUAGAUCAAUGCAAAUUCGGCUAUUUAUUUAUUGAUCGCGAAUUUUUGGAUUAUCUUUCUCAAUAAACUGUAAAUACCAUCAAAAUAAACAGUGGAUUUAGGUGGAUUAAUUUCUAAUAUUUAAAAGUGUCAAGUGCUUAUAUUGUCUAGGUGGUUGAAAUACAGCAUGUAGAGAUAAGGGUCCGCUGUGGAAUUUAAGCGGGCCCUAAUCGGAACCCUACAUGUCAUGUUUGGGAUUAAAUACAAAUCCGGGGGUUAAGUACAAGCUGGGUGGGGAGGAUGGGUGCGAGCUGAAGAGGGUGCUGGCCCUGGCUGUGAUGGAAUAUAAACACAUCAGCAGUUAUCGUGCCAUAGUUGCCUCGACCACGGCCAUUCUCAACUCGGAACAUCAUGGACGCAGAUCUAGUCUGAAUGAGUCUCAGGGGCCAAAAUACAAAGCACUUGACCAUCGGUUGUACAUUGUGUCAGAGUUGUUGCGGACAGAGAAAGAAUAUUUCAACAAUCUUCAGACAGUACUAGAAAACUAUGCUGAACCAUUUAGGAAGUUUACUUCUUUGUCGGUGGAGGACCACAGGGUGUUGUUUGUGGGGCUUGAACCAAUUAUAUCAAUCAGUGCAAUGAUAGGGUCAAAGCUGGAUGAUGCAAUUGAUUCAUGGGACCCUGCAAGCACAAAGAUAGAAUUUUUUAGUAAAUACUGGAAUCAUUACGAGGACUACGCAGAAAGAUACAGUGCAAUAAAAGGAGAUUUCAAAGAGGAACAAGCUAUGCAUCCAAGAGAUGAAGAAGAUGCUGAAUUGGCAAUUUUCCUGUAUGCCUAUAUAGUUACUUGUCGGCAGCAGCAACAAGAGAUGGAACAGGACAGAAUAGAAGAGAGAGGAAGGAGAAGAAAUAGAAGGCCUAGGACCUGCUGA